Sinocyclocheilus grahami is the source of this 804-nucleotide messenger RNA. RefSeq names its product protein RCC2 homolog. Gene Ontology annotation, biological process: negative regulation of GTPase activity. The coding region runs from base 100 to 804 and encodes 234 amino acids. Gene Ontology annotation, molecular function: small GTPase binding. Gene Ontology annotation, cellular component: membrane. The transcript has 7 exons. The record is from RefSeq and is a predicted model, not a curated record. Lineage: Eukaryota; Metazoa; Chordata; Actinopteri; Cypriniformes; Cyprinidae.
UUCUCGAUGUUUAUGAUUGCGGCUUCGGAUGCAAAUGCAGUGUAGCAUGCUAACACGGCUACGUCUGCAUCAUACACAUCUGUAAACGGAUUUUUAACUAUGCCACGCAAGAAGGUGACAGAUGUGUCUGGGAACGGUGGACCUAAGAGAAAAAGAGGAGGUGGAAAGAAAAAGGACAGGGAGUUUAGCAGUGACGAUGAGUUUGAUGACUUUGAACAGGAAAACGCAAAGAAACCUGCAGCUAAAGCCGGUCUGCAGCCGGUCACUGUGGCUGAUGAUGUGAAGGAGAAGAUUAAUCUUGAGGUUCCCAAAGUCAAAGGUCAGUUGCUCGUUUUUGGAGCCACCAACUGGGACCUGAUUGGCAGAAAAGAAGUGCCAAAACAGCAAGCUGCUUACAGGAACCUUGGGCAGAAUCUGUGGGGCCCCCAUCGCUAUGGAUGUCUCGAUGAUGUCCAGGUUAGCUGUGUGGUGUCUGGACCCUGUGCUGCCCACAGUCUCAUCAUCACCACAGAGGGCAAACUCUGGAGCUGGGGUCGUAAUGAAAAAGGGCAGUUGGGUCAUGGAGACACUAAACGAUUGGAGGCUCCGAAGCUAGUUGAGGGCCUGGGGGAGGAAGUGAUUGUAGCAGCUGCUUGUGGUAGAAACCACACCAUGGCUUUAACAGAAAAUGGUACUAUCUACUCCUUCGGAGAAAACAAACUGGGGCAGCUAGGUCAGGGCAAUCAGACAGAUCCUGUGCUCAGCCCUGAGCUGCAUUUGAAUGAAACGAGAGCGCGCGUCCGUGCCUCUGCGACUUUGCUUUAA